AAAAGUGACACACUAGCUAAAUCUAUACUAUAAUAACUCAUAUAAGUACUAGCAACCGUUCGUCCAAAUGUCUUUACCAAAAAACAACCCUCAUCGUCUACAAGAGAAAGAGAGACCCGCCUAUCCGACUCAGCUACCGCCCGCAUUUUGGGACAAACUAUCGGAAGUUCCUCUAACUAAAAACGCCUUACGAGAGCUGGAAAGAAGGACUCACCGACCUGGUACACAACCUCUUACGGCGCAGUGUUUCAACUAUUGUAGCCCACCGGAAAGAGAACGGAUCAAACGCUUUGCGAGGAUAGGAGGUCCUGACCUAUCCGAUCUACGAGGAUACCGGUACGAGCCUAGCAUUGUGCUCGAGUUAGGCAUGAGUGAUAGUACACAGUCUCAUCUCGGCCGUCGAAAACGUGGCUCGGCCUCCGCUUUAGAAAGCCCCCUUAUGCUACCACUAACUAGCACUAAAAAGACUAGCCCGUACGAUCGCGCCUUUCGACAGCACCUUAUCAACCAUGGGAUUUAUCCUAAUAGAUACAAAUAUCCUAACGGACAAGCACCUCUGCCACCAGCAAACAUGGAGGAGAUUAUACAAGUGAUAGCACGGCUCCGAUACCUUGAUGCCGAACUUGUUAGCGAGGAAAGCGACGAGUUCGCUCCGAUACAUGUCCGGUCGUUCGGUUAGUAUGUCACGAAGAGCGUUACGCAUUGAUUGGGUGAUGCUACUACGGCGGCGGACGGAGGGGGUCUUUGUCGCGUUGGACGUUUGGGACCUCUCUAUUUCGAGCCGAAUUCUCUGAACCGCGCGAAUACUACAGGAGGCUUCGGAUGCGAUUAUCUUGUUUCGGAAUCCUAUUUUGAUCAUCG
This is a messenger RNA of Xylaria bambusicola, 861 nucleotides long. RefSeq lists its product as uncharacterized. The coding region runs from base 68 to 679 and encodes 203 amino acids. The transcript has 2 exons. Lineage: Eukaryota; Fungi; Ascomycota; Sordariomycetes; Xylariales; Xylariaceae. The record is from RefSeq and is a predicted model, not a curated record.